GACGUUUUGUUUCCGUUCUGAUUCGCGCUGGCCAGCAUCACGGGGAUAGAGGCAAAUGGUUUUACAACGUUUGACAUUCAACGCACGACAGACGAAAGGACAUUUUGUAUUAAUUUAAACAAGUAUUGCAAGCGGUGCUGCAUUUUAGAGCAUAAUAGCUACAGUCGUUAUAAAGAAUCAAAGGGUGUCGUCCGCUCCACUGCCGCCGACGCCGGGUUGGUGACCAUGUCAGCCUCUGCAUUCAUCCACCUGGCCCGAUCGGGGGGGUCCCAGGCUGCGCGGCAGAGGGGUUUCCUUCAGACCGCCCUAGUGGGUGUCCGACCCCUCCGGGACGACCCCCCCUUCAGACAGCCCCUCCACCUGUGCACGCCACAUGCCAGCAACACCCGCUUCGACCCGGACAGCAGCGGGAAGCCCACCACCUGGGACUCGUUUGGCAUCUGGGACAACCGCAUCGACGAGCCCAUUAACCUGUCGCCGUCCAUCAAGUACGGCAAGCCAAUCCCCAAGGUCAGCCUGUCCAAGGUGGGCUCUGCCUCGCUCAUAGGCCACCGGAAGGAGAACGAGGACCGCUUCCAGAUCUCCCAGAUGACCGAUAACAUCCUGUACUUCGCCGUGUUCGACGGCCACGGCGGACCUGAGGCGGCGGACUUCUGUGAUAAGUACAUGGAGAAGUACAUCAGGGAUUUCGUGGCAGAGGAGAACAAUCUGGAAGUUGUUCUAAAUAAAGCAUUCCUGGAAGUUGACAAAGCCUUGGCCAGACACCUUCACUUUUCUCCUCACGUGGUGAGCGCCGGGUCAACGGCCACGGUGGCCCUGCUGAGGGAUGGCAUAGAGCUGGUCGUGGGCAGCGUGGGGGACAGCCGGGCCAUGCUCUGUCGCAAAGCCAAGGCCCUGAAACUCACAUCUGACCACACCCCGGAGAGGAAGGACGAGAAACAGCGGAUAAAGAAGUGUGGUGGCUGGGUGACCUGGAACAGCCUAGGGCAGCCCCAUGUGAAUGGGAGACUGGCCAUGACACGUGCAAUCGGGGACUUUGACCUCAAGAGUACUGGGGUGAUCGCAGAACCAGAGACCAAGAGGAUAUCACUGCACCACGUCCAUGACUCGUUCCUGGCACUGACCACGGACGGCAUAAACUUCAUCAUGAACAGCCAGGAGAUCUGUGACGUCAUCAACCAGUGCCAUGACCCCAAAGAAGCCGCCCAGAGGGUCUCUGAGCAGGCGCUCCAGUAUGGCUCAGAGGAUAAUAGCACCAUAAUCGUGGUUCCAUUCGGUGCCUGGGGAAAACAGAAGAGUAAUGAGACCAGCUACUCCUUCAGCCGGAGCUUCGUGUCCAGCGGCCGCUGGGCCUGAAUGGGUGGACUAGGAUAGUCAGUAGGACAAAUUUUACCCUAGACGCUGAUCUUGGAUCAGUUUAUGCGUUUUAUUCCCAAUGGUGACGGUUCGGGGCUUGGGAAUGAAACAGAUCUGAGGGUAACUUUGAUCCGAAGACUUCGAGGGGAGGGGGAUUCCAGUGGACGUUAUAAAUGUGCAAUACAUUCUCCGCACAGGGCGCCCUUGAAACCUGCCGUGGAACACGGCUAACCAGUAACCCAUGCCUUAGAAACAACCGUUGUUGUGGAGAUGAUUAGAAUGAUGUUUCGGUAGUUUUGAGCCCAUUCUACAUAAAAGAUGGUGACUCAUUUUGUGCACUUAACAUGGAACACGUCCUUUUUCCUUUUUAUUUUUCCUGGGUCCAAAAUGGCACCUUAUUCCCUAUACAUGUCACUGUUUUUGAUUGUUCCAUUUAGGACAUGCACAUAAGUAAACAGUAAGAACCUGUCAGUUUGAUGGGAGCUUGAAGCCUAAGAUGUCUGUAUGCUAUUCUUCAAUGCAUGCAGGUGAGUUGGCAGCAUCAUACUAUGCUAGCUUUGUCUGUGAGUUAGCAUCGUACCAAGGCAAAUCAGAUGCUGUCUUUGUGAAGACCCAGAGAAACACCUACUUAGUUGCAUGUCUUGGAGAGUCUUUUUGGUUGGAAGUUGAGUGUUUUUGACAAUGCACAUUUUUAUUUCCAGAUUAUGUCGCACUUGUUUCAAUUACUCUAUGGAUUAUAUUGUACUUGUUAGUGGAUAUCUGUGUAAUAUGGUGCUAGUCUUUCUGUUUAAAGGCUAUUGUCACCUUAAGCAAAUGUCGCAGUCAAAUUGAGGACAAAGUUGGUUAUAGUAAGACAUUGCUUGUAUAGUACAGAUUUGUUGUCAGACAAUGCAGUAUGUACAUACUAAUAUGUCAAAUAGGAAAACACGCACACACAAUGCGUUAAAAUAUCUGCCACGAGGACCACCAUUUGAAUCUCUGCGUUUGUAGCAUUUUAGCACAAUAGGAAUAGCUGUGAGGGUUAAUAUACGUUAAUACAUUAAGACCCCUCAGAAAGUGUCAAAAGCUCAAAGUCUUGUGAUUAGGUUAUAUUCCGUAUGGAAUGUGUGGAUGCUUGCUGUUCUACAAUCAUAUGUGGCCCUAAUGUGAACCACAAUAGAAUGCAUCGAAGACAUUAAGUAGUGAGAGCUUUAGGUAAUACUGCAGUUGUUCAGAUAUCACCGCCUACAUGAAAUACCUCUAGUUUAGUAUUUUCAAAACAAAUUCUUUUAAAUAUUUGAAUGGUUAAUUGUAUAAUGUAAUUAGUCAACCAAAUUGUAUUUAAGAGGAUUUUCAGAUACUUGACAGUCAAAUGCUGGGUUAAAUGCACAAGUUGGGGUAUUUGAUUAUUGUUCUCAUACUUCAAGUGUUUCCAUACAGAUUCAGAUGUUUAGCUACAUGUCUUUUCCAGUUCAAGUUCUCUCUACUUACAAUAUACUGUAUGUGAAAUUGAGAUAUUCAAAAGUAUUUGAGCCCGCGUCUGUGAUCUAUAGAGUGUUCUGGUACCUUUUAGUUGUAUAGUGUGAGCACAGUUAGUUGUCAUUUGACCCUGAAAUAACUUCACUCUGUUGCAUUCCAAUUGCAGACAGGAGAGUUUUUUUAUUGGUGAUAAAAUGGGACUUGAAAAAACUGGGAGACAUGUAAAAAAAAAAAAUGUUUCUUCGAUCCAUGAGGAAAUAUACAAUGUUUUACUGGUGUUCUGAACCUGUUUUGGGUACAUGUAAGUCAUUUGUAAUUUAUGCAUUUUGUACAUACAGUGGGGAGAACAAGAUACACUGCUAAUUUUGCAGGUUUUCCCACUUACAAAGCAUGUAGAAGUCUGUC
This is a messenger RNA of Esox lucius (northern pike), 3219 nucleotides long. RefSeq names its product protein phosphatase, Mg2+/Mn2+ dependent, 1K (gene ppm1kb). The transcript is spliced from 7 exons. Gene Ontology annotation, molecular function: protein serine/threonine phosphatase activity; cation binding. The record is from RefSeq and is a predicted model, not a curated record. The coding region runs from base 226 to 1356 and encodes 376 amino acids. NCBI's taxonomy places the organism in Eukaryota, Metazoa, Chordata, Actinopteri, Esociformes, Esocidae. Gene Ontology annotation, biological process: protein dephosphorylation.